This is a messenger RNA of Parasteatoda tepidariorum (common house spider), 4718 nucleotides long. RefSeq names its product SPRY domain-containing SOCS box protein 3. Gene Ontology annotation, cellular component: SCF ubiquitin ligase complex. Gene Ontology annotation, biological process: proteasome-mediated ubiquitin-dependent protein catabolic process; intracellular signal transduction. NCBI's taxonomy places the organism in Eukaryota, Metazoa, Arthropoda, Arachnida, Araneae, Theridiidae. Gene Ontology annotation, molecular function: protein binding. The record is from RefSeq and is a predicted model, not a curated record.
CACGCGCCGUCUGUCACAAUCGUCCACGCGCCAGCUGGCCAAUGAGCGAGCAGCCGGUAUGGCACUUGAAAAGGGUAGGGGGAAGUGGCACGCGCCUCAAAACUAUACAUUUAUUUUGCAAAAAGCCCCCUCUCCCGUUAACUAUAUUCUCUUGUAAGCCAACAAAGGGUACCCUUCCCGUUUUUCCAGCAGAUGUUUUAUUUUUUUUAACUUUUAUACAGAUUUUUUUUUUUUUUGAAAUGUAGCAUACAGGAUCAGAUUUAAUAGUACUCAUUCAAUCAUGUAGAGCCGUUAGAAUCAGUCGCGUGCGCUUCUUGUUAUGUUGCCAACUUGUUAAGUGAAAUUUUAUUUGUUAUAAAAUCCUCUUGUUUAUAUUUAUUGAGAAUAAAUACGUUCUGUUAAUGUCAAUUAAAAUAAUCUAAUAAUGUUUAAAAAACAAACAUCAUAUGGAUUUUCAAGUGUUAGAAAAUUUCUCAUUAAAUCUUGUUGCAGAAUAUGAUAAAAGAACCAGAAAAAACCAUGUCAAUUACAGAAGAACCUCCUGUCUUAAGUAAUUUUUGUAGUGACUAUUGGACUUGGAAUAAGAAAGAUAAAUCACAUGAAGUUCUUUUGUACGGUGAUAAUUUCAAGACCGCUCAAUUUCACCCUAAUUGGAGCAACGGUACAGCUGGAGUAAGAGGCACAAGAAUUUUAAAUGGAGGACGGUACUAUUGGGAAAUUAAUAUCAGUCAAAGGAUUUUCGGAACCAGUAUGAUGUUUGGUAUUGGAACAAAGAAAGCAAAGCUGCACACCAACGCCUUCAUCAACUUGUUGGGAGAAGAUGAAGAGGGGUGGGGAUUGUCGCACAAAGGCCUUCUAUGGCACGACGGAAAAUGGCGUCAAUACACCAAGCCAUUUCGAGAGAACGAAUCCACAAGGGUUGGCAUUCUUUUCGAUGGGAUAACAGGAACACUCUCCUAUUACAAAGAUGGCUGUUGUCUAGGGGUGGCAUUCAACGAUCUCCACCUGGUGCAGGACGAACUCUACCCCAUCAUAUGUUCUACCGCAGCAAAGACUGAGAUGUCUUUGGGAGACACCAAAAGAGAAUUUGGCAAUCUCCAGGAUAGGUGCCGAUCAGCCAUCCUUACCCUUCUCAAUGAAGUGAAUGACGUUAGUGAAUUGUGUUUGCCAAAAUCUAUAAAAUCAUACUUAACCGAAGGUGUGCAAGAAUUACCCCCUAUGGAUAAACCGGAGAAACCACCAGUACCUCGGAAGCGUAACAAUUAUUGUACGAGGUCUAGAACCUGUAGAUAUGUUGGCAUGGAUAGUGUUCCGUACACUGCUGAAAAUUAUUACUAGUGAGGUUUUUUAUGUGAAUUUUUAAGUGCAUCCUUGAUAGUUUAUAGGGAAAAAAAUGAGAGUUAUGGCUGAACGUUACAAUUUAGUCCUAUUCGAAACUUCUAAGGACAAAUAUUUACUUAUAAACAUGUUGUAUCAGUAUUUUGUCAAAAUGAUUAAGAAAAUGUUUUGGCAAUCAGCUUCCCAAAUGAUCUCAACUACCUCAAUGUGAUGUUUUCUUUCAUAUAUAUUACUUAGUUUUUUUAUGUUUGUUUUAAAAUGUUUCUUUCUUAAAUUAUGACUGACUUACAGCUUGCUAUACAUCAGUUUUUAUGUGUGUGUAGUUCAUUAAUGAAUGUAUCAGAAGUACUUUUCACUAAGCUAAGUACAAUAGGAACUACUCUUACAUUUACUAUAUCACUUUUUUUUCUUUAGCAAAAUUGAGUAAAUUUAGUCUAACAUGACUGUUAACGUCAGAAAUAUUAGUUAAAGAUAUAAGUGAUGCAUACUUUAUGUCAAUGUAUAGAAACUAAAAUUAAGUGCGUAUUCAAGUUUUUACUGUAUCAUUUCAAAAUAAAAUAAUAUGAAAGAUUUUUAUAAAGUAGAAAAUAACUGCUUAAAAUAAUAUUCCUGAUCUAAUCAAUUAUGGUUAUUCCAAAUAGGAGAACAGUUGCGAUAAAAUUUUUUUCCCAACCAAACAAUUAAAAAAAUACUUUAUUCAUGUAUGAAAAACACGAGUAUUUAUUUAUAAAACUCAUUGUAUUUAAAAAACAAAAAAAGCUUAUAAAUAUUUAGCUACAAGAAUCGGUAAUAAUUGGUAUUCUUUAAUUUUAAGGAAAGCUUAUGCACAUCGCAAUCAGUAAUUCAACAAAAAAAUUUUUUUUUAAAAGACCAACGGCUUCAUCAACUAGUUCACAUAAUAGAUUAACAAGACUGAGAAUAAUCGGGGAAAAAACUUUUAUAAUAUACAAUAGAGAAAGUGUCAAUAGAUCAAGCAAUUUAAAGAAAGCUAUAUUCUGUUGCAAGUUUAGAAAAAACUAUUAACCCUAAGGAGAGAUCCUAUUUGCAUUUAAGUGCACGCCAGAUGGAUACCAAGUUGCUAACGCAAACGAAUAUCGAUAUCGCCAACUCUUGAAACGACAUUGCACAGCCUAUUUUAUUUUUGAUUGCUUUUUUCAAAUCGUGUGAAAUGAGGAUAACAAAACUUGAAUAAUAACUAGAAAGUAAUAAGAAUUAAUGAAAAUGAUAUUUAAAAAUCGUAACAAAUAUACGCCUUUCCAUUGAAUGAAACUGACGAAAGAAUAAAAAAUAUUCUUUCUUGCAGACGAUUUUCUUCUACAGCAAAACAAAAGUAAAAACUCUUUAUCUUUCAUUUGAUUUAUUAAGGACAGGGCAAGACGCGUAAUUUCUAGUAGUGAAAUCAAAUCCAAUGCUCUUGCAACAUCAUAUAGUUGUUUCCUUCUCAAGAAGAAAUGUACUCUCUUAUUUAUCGAAAUAGGUCGCCAAAUCUGGGAUUUCAAUAAGACUAUGAAACUGUAACCCUUUUAAAUAAUUCUAUGAUAUAUAUUGUAAAAGUAAGCACGAAUCAAAUUUCCACCUGACGUGUUUAACAUUUAAAAGCUUUUACAUUGUUUUGAAAGCAUAUUUGUAUAACAAAAUGAAACGGAACUAUAUGCAGUCGCGGAUGAUUACUAAAAAUCUUAUACCACAAUAGUCUUUUUCUUAAUUUGCAACGGAGUGUAAUCUGCAGAGUUCAAGACAAGCUUCAUCCCAUAACAUGCUCCGCUGAGGUUAAUACUGAAAUGUCUCAGAUGGGACUCUAAACGAGAGCUUGGCUACCUAUGAGAUAGGUUAUGUCUGCGAGUGAUAUCAUGUUGACUAAAACCAAUGAAACUCAAAGAUCACAGGUACCUUGUCAGUGCUAAAAUUAAUUCACUCAAUCUGGUGUCUAUAUUGGCAUGGAUAGUGUUCUUUAUACUGAUGAAAACUAUUAUUCGUGAUAUGCCAUAAUUUUAAGUGAAACCAAUUUAGGUGUCUGUUCUUACUCAUUAAUUUGUUGAGAAACAUUGAGUAAAUUGUUAUAAAAUUUAGCAACGUGAGUCAUACUAUUUUAAUGAAACCAUCACACAUUCAUAUAUCUCAGAUAAAAAUCUAAAAUAAUGACAUGUGCUUUGAGUAUUUUGUCAAAAUGAAUCUUGAAAUAAAUGUGUAUAUAUACAACAUCUAAAUUUGCAAAAUUUUAUAACAUAUUACAUAAAGUUAUAAAAUUUAGCACUGUGACUCAUACUAUUUUAAUUAAACCAUUACACAUUCAGAUAUGUAUAUCUGAAUAAAGUCUAAAAUAAUGACAUGUGUUUUGAGCAUUUUGUCAAAAUGAAUCUUGAAAUAAAUGUGUAUAUAUACAACAUCGAUGUAAAUAGAAUGAUAAUGAGAUAGUUAUUUUUAAAUAGAUAUUGUCACGUUUUGAUGCUUCAAGGCAAAAAUUUGCAAUGCAAUUUUAUAAUUUUUGCGUAUGGUUCGAAUGUAAAAACCUAAACCUAACCUAUUUUUUCUCACUAAUUGUGUAAAAUCACACAUGUAUGUAAUUAAGAUGUUAUAUUAAUAUAUAUAUAGAAAAAAAAUACAUGAUAUGUAUUCUUUGGAUGAGUAUUUCUAGUCAAAAGAAAAAGGUAUUCGUACCUUGUACUCUGUGUAAAUAGAAAAUUUUUUGUAUAUUGAUUGUCUAUUUAUUGCAUAUCUACUUAAUAUAUAGAAAGUUCAGAUGCCAAAUUAUAUAUAAAGUUUGUCAUUAGUGUUGCUUAUCUAGCCUCAAAACAGUAUCGAGGUUAGUUCGUACCAUUUUUUUUAGAUGCUUCUUAUUUCAUAAGUGCGGCGAAUUUAAAAUCAACACAUAAAGAAUUGACCUAGAGAUAGGCAGGUCAGGCUAUUAACCAAGCACACUCAUCAUUAUACAUAUACUAUAUAAGAUUAUUACACAGAAGGAAAUAAAUAAAUAAUUUUUAAUUAAAGAACCAGAGGUAUUAAUCAAAAUAUUUGAAAAUAGAAACAUUUUUACUUAAUAUCAAAUAAAAAAUAAGUAAUAGAACUAAAAAUUAAAUUUUUAUAAAAAAAAAUAAUGUAAUUUUAAUAAUUAUUAUUUAAAUAAAUUAAGUCUAGUCAUAGAAUUCUUUAUUAAAUCUAUUUAAUUGAAUUUCUAUGGAUAUGAAAUAUUUGUUACUUAUUUUACAUGUUUUUCUAUUGAAUAUCUGUACAUAUUUAUUCUAUUUGUUUUAGAGAAUAUGAAAAUUGUUGUAUUAUAGUAUAAUUUUUGUUCAACAAGACAUUUCACCUUUAUUUAUUGUCUCCUUUUUUGCAACAGUGAUGUAUUUUUUUAUAAAUAAUAAAAACAUAAAUUUUUGAAA